Molecule: messenger RNA, 3343 nt
Organism: Alexandromys fortis (reed vole)
Lineage: Eukaryota; Metazoa; Chordata; Mammalia; Rodentia; Cricetidae
Gene: Klhl8
Product: kelch like family member 8
Exons: 10
Coding region: 291-2144 (617 amino acids)
Molecular function (GO): protein binding
Source: RefSeq, a predicted model, not a curated record
CUUCUGCAAUUAGUUCUGGGUUAAAAUCCCUGCUCUCUCUCUACCCAUUGGCUGUUUCAUCCUGGCAAGUUGUUAUCUGAACCUCCGUUUCCUUCGCUGUGGAAGAGGGAUAAAAAUACUGUCUGCCUCUGCAGUCUUCCUGGAAUCAAAACUAUGAUGACAAUUGAAGGAACUUUGAAAGAUGUCUGAAGUUUAGUGGCUACAUCUGCCUUCUGUCUUCUCACCCCUAAAACGGAAUAAGGAAUAAAUGGGAUGUUUCAGAACAGAGCUACAUAAAAAGAGCUUUGCAAAUGGCUUCAGAAUCUACCAAUGGGAAACCAGCUAGGAGUCACGUGACAAAGGGGAGGCGCCAGCACCAGCCAGCGAGGAGCAGGUCCUCUGUCAGCGAGUGCGAUGGCGACUCCUUCACCUUUGAAGCCAACGAGGCGUGGAAAGACUUCCAUAGCUCUCUCCUCCGGUUCUACGAGAACGGAGAGCUCUGUGAUGUCACUUUAAAGGUUGGCUCGAAGCUGAUCUCCUGUCACAAACUGGUGCUGGCUUGCGUCAUUCCCUACUUCAGAGCCAUGUUCCUUUCCGAAAUGGCUGAAGCCAAGCAGGCGCUGAUCGAGAUUCGGGACUUUGACGGCGAUGCGGUGGAAGACCUGGUGAAGUUCGUGUACUCCUCCCGGCUCACUCUGACAGUGGACAAUGUCCAGCCCCUCCUGUAUGCGGCUUGCAUCCUGCAGGUUGAACUGGUGGCCAGGGCUUGCUGCGAAUACAUGAAGCUGCAUUUUCACCCGUCCAACUGCCUGGCAGUACGAGCCUUUGCCGAGAGCCACAACCGGAUCGACCUCAUGGACAUGGCGGACCAGUACGCCUGCGAGCACUUCACGGAAGUGGUGGGAUGCGAAGACUUCGUGAGCGUGUCACCCCAGCACCUCCACAAGCUGCUGUCCUCCAGCGAUCUCAACAUCGACAGCGAAAAGCAGGUCUACAGUGCGGCCAUCAAGUGGCUCCUAGCCAAUCCCCAGCACCAUUCCAAGUGGCUGGACGAGACCCUCGCACAGGUCCGUCUGCCGUUGCUGCCGGUUGAUUUUCUUAUGGGUGUGGUGGCAAAAGAACAGAUUGUCAAGCAGAACCUAAAGUGUAGAGAUCUGCUGGAUGAAGCUAGAAACUACCACCUUCAUUUGAGCAGCAAACCCGUCCCUGACUUUGAGUACACAGUCCGCACUACCCCAAGGAAACAUACGGCCGGUGUUCUGUUCUGUGUGGGUGGCCGAGGUGGCUCUGGUGACCCCUUCCGUAGUAUUGAAUGCUAUUCUAUCAGCAAGAACAGCUGGUUCUUUGGACCAGAAAUGAAUAGCCGGAGGCGACACGUGGGUGUGAUCUCUGUGGAAGGUAAAGUGUAUGCAGUGGGUGGCCAUGAUGGGAAUGAACACUUAGGUAGCAUGGAGAUGUUUGAUCCUCUCACUAAUAAAUGGAUGAUGAAGGCAUCAAUGAAUACCAAGAGGCGAGGAAUUGCUUUGGCCUCCUUGGGGGGCCCGAUAUAUGCAAUUGGAGGGUUAGAUGACAAUACCUGCUUCAGUGACGUGGAGAGAUACGACAUCGAGUCUGACCAGUGGAGCGCAGUGGCACCAAUGAACACUCCCCGCGGAGGCGUUGGCUCUGUGGCUUUAGUAAACCAUGUUUAUGCAGUGGGCGGCAAUGACGGAGUGGCCUCCUUGUCCAGUGUGGAAAGGUAUCACCCUCACCUGGAUAAGUGGAUAGAAGUCAAAGAGAUGGGCCAGCGGAGAGCCGGCAAUGGCGUCAGUGAACUCCACGGUUGUUUAUAUGUUGUUGGUGGUUUUGAUGAUAAUUCGCCCUUGAGUUCAGUUGAGCGGUAUGACCCUCGAAGCAACAAGUGGGAUUACGUGGCGGCACUUACAACUCCCAGGGGUGGAGUAGGGAUCGCCACGGUGAUGGGCAAAAUCUUCGCCGUUGGUGGCCACAAUGGCAAUGCGUACCUCAACACAGUGGAAGCCUUCGAUCCCGUUCUGAAUAAGUGGGAGCUGGUUGGACCUGUGUCUCACUGCAGAGCUGGUGCCGGUGUAGCCGUGUGUGACUGCUUAACUAGCCAGAUCCGAGACGUCGGCCAUGGGUCCACUAAUGUGGUUGACUGUAUGUGACUUAGGGCCCAGCGGCAGCAGCAAUGCAAUCACAGCGGAGGAACGGGACGACAGAGCCAGCAUUUUCUGUGCCCCCUUUGACUGCAGCUACUCUCCUGUUGAAUGCCAGCUGUUGUGUUGUGAGUACGCUCACCUUGUGGCCCUAGCACUGGAGAACUGUACGUCACCAGGUUAAGUGUGGUAUUUCCUGCUCUAGCAAAUAGCAAAGGAGGCAGGAAGCAGUCUAUCUCUGAACCCGUACUUGUUCUGAGAAGUGUUUCAUGUAGUGCCAAACCUUAAAAUAGCUCUUUAUUUUGAUGAAUAAAAUGUAAUUUAUUGAGUUGUAUCUGUUCUUUCUCCUGAAGAUACUAACUGCAAGCAGUAGAUUUUUUGCAGAGGAGAGUUAAGUCUGCUCACAAACAUGAGGACUUGAGGCCUGCUCCCUUGAGGGUCAUUCUACAUGGUGCUGAUGAAUUUAUGUUUUGCUUUUUGUCUGUAGGUGGUGACGUUCAGUUCUUGGGUAUUUACAAAGUAGGGAAAUGUGUGUUUCUGAGGCACUCUUGAAACCGUCCUAGUGUCUGUAAGAAGCCCUUUGUUUCUGUUUGGAGUUUUAGAACUACAGGCGCCCAUGCUGGCUCCUCACCCACCAAGAGCACUGCUCACGGUUAGGGCUAUUGUGGUUAUUUUUCCCAUCUCAUGCAAAAUGUGUAACUGGGAAUGUCUUAGUGAUGGCUCUGGAUUGGCUCAGUCCAUUGCCCAGGGCAGAGAUGUGGAGAGGAACUGUUUGCAGCACGUGACCCUAGGAAAAAAAUCCCAAGGUUCCUUUAGCUUUGUUCCUUGCUUUAGUCAUUGGAUUUGGGACCCAGGAUCCAUUUUCUUAUCUUGUUAUUUGUCACUGUCUUGGUUUUGAUAAUUGUACAAAACUGAAUUUAUUUAUUAUCAGGAAAUGAAUGCAUUUUUCAAAAGCCCUUUAUGCAGUAUAGUUUGAUGAUUAGUUCAAGUUUGUCAUUAAUCAAUAAAAUAUAUUGUUGGUAAAAACAGAGAAAAUGAAAACUACCAGUUCCUUUUCAUUAUUUAAUGUCCUGCAGUGUAUUUAUUGGAACCUAAUUGAAUAUUUCUGCAAAUAAUCUGAAGCCCAGCAUAUUGAUAAUCCCACUGUGAUAUAACAGCCCUUUAUUGUUUGUAUGUUUAUAUGUGUGGGUACAGGAUUAACAUCAAAG